This is a messenger RNA of Drosophila rhopaloa, 1913 nucleotides long. RefSeq lists its product as uncharacterized. NCBI's taxonomy places the organism in Eukaryota, Metazoa, Arthropoda, Insecta, Diptera, Drosophilidae. The transcript has 8 exons. Bases 1 to 1761 code for a protein of 586 amino acids. The record is from RefSeq and is a predicted model, not a curated record.
AUGUCGAAGCGCCAGCGCGAAGGACUUGAUGCCCCGGCCAAGAGGGCUGCCAAAAAUCGGUUCAAGAAGCUCGUCCGCACCGUGAUCCUGAACAUGCAGUGGCUGAACGAAGCCACCGAGGACACGGGCAUUUCGCUGAACGUGAAGAAGAACGUGGCCAUGCUGGUGCGACAGAAGCGCAAGGUCGGCAUGAUGACCAUGGCCGAGAAAUCCCUCCUGCGCACUCCGCACUCCACGCGAAGCGUCGAUGACAGGAAGAAGUUAUGCAACAUUGUGGCGAACCUAGCAUGCUUUUCCAAAUUUCCGCCAAAAGUACGCGCCCGCCUGGUACCGCAUGUCAAGUUCAUGGCGGUCACCCCCGGACGCGUUAUCAUGAAGGAGGGCGAUGUCCCCGUAACCAUUUAUUUUAUUAUCGCAGGAGAGGUGGAAAUGUCUAGGAAUGUAUUAAACAAGGCCACAAAGGUCUAUGAGCUACAAUCAGAGGCUAUCUUUGGACCCGGCGAUUGUAUUGGCGACAUCGAUGUCAUGGAAGAUUCGCCCAGAACCAACACUUACGUCGCCACAACUAAUUGCGAGCUACUAGCUGUAUUUAACACAAACUACAAACUUGUCCUUCAGCCCUUUAUGCAAAAGCUGUGGAAGGAAAAGAAGGCUGCGCUUCGGGCUCUAGACUAUUUUAACUUUCUUAACGAAGAGCAGAUCGUAAACGCCAGCAAGUACGGGACCAUUCAGCAGUUCGAUCCGUUGGAGACAAUCUACACCGAGGACUUGGGCUCUAUGAGCUUUGUCUACUUUGUUCUUAGCGGCGAGUGCGUCGUGCUCCAGUGCCUUCACAUGAAGGUGAGCAUGGUCAAAAGGGAGAAGGUAUUCGAGCUGGCAUUGGUGCCUAAACGGGAGUCUGGAGCCCUGAAUAUGGAUGACGGUUCUAAGACUAACAACGAGCCGUUUUUUGACGUAAACGAAUACAUGCAGUCCAGUUCAUCGGUGGAUGAGAGCAACCAAAGCAAGAAGAGGGGGCUGCGUAAAAUGGGCCUCAAAGAGAUACAGCGCGCCUGUGCCGAUAUGAAGAAGUCGCCGACGAGGAGAUCCACCAAGGACCAAGCGCGGCAGCGGCAACGCCAGCGACAGCGGCAGCGGGAGGGAGAGCGCCAGGUGGAGCGCGAGGAGUACGAGUUCUACAUAGGGGGCGAGGGCGAGGAGUCCUACGAUGGCUCCGAGGAGUUCGCCGAGGACCGGUACAGUGAGCAUUCCGGCCGGCAGUCGCCCGUGCCCGUGCCCGUGCCCGAAACCAUCGAACUGGGCAUAGAGAGCGAGACGGAGGGCUCGGAAAUAUUCACCGCCUCGAACACCUCGCUGCUUGAAACCGUCGAGGAGAGGGACGACCUGCAGCACUAUGAGACGCAUUUCAUUGACGUUGGCUCACUAACCUACGGCGGGAUCUUCGGGUUGGGCGAGAAGAUGGAUCACCGCGUAAUUAUGGCGCGGACAACGGUGCAGUGCAUCCUGAUACCCCGCUUCUGGCUCUUUGAGGCCGCCCAGAAUCCAGGUAACAUUUGGCAGAGGCAGCGUUUCUAUAUCGAAUGCAAUAUUCCAACCAGGGAGGACUUGUUUAAGGACUUCCUUAAGACACGAAAGUGGGAAAAGUUCAGACAUGACUAUAUCCAAAACAUACUAAAUUCGGAUUCUUUGGCCAACUUUACAAAGGUCGAAGAUAUACCAAUAAUUAGUCGCAUUGUGGAGUCAAAAGCUGACGAAGCUUAAGCUCGACCUAAAUUUCCUUGCCGUUUAUUUAUAUUUUUGCAAGUUUCCAACAUUAUUAAAUCAGUAGUAAUGUGCCUGUUUCAAAAUUUAUUGGAUAUAUGACAGCAAGCUAAAGCAUUGUUCGAUACUUAUGCCCACAUAUCGCUUGUUUA